This is a messenger RNA of Lytechinus variegatus (green sea urchin), 717 nucleotides long. RefSeq names its product MAGE-like protein 2. The transcript is spliced from 2 exons. The record is from RefSeq and is a predicted model, not a curated record. The coding region runs from base 1 to 717 and encodes 238 amino acids. NCBI's taxonomy places the organism in Eukaryota, Metazoa, Echinodermata, Echinoidea, Temnopleuroida, Toxopneustidae.
AUGAUUAUAACCCAGGGAGCUCCGGCCUGCUUCGAGUUGGAGCAGCCACCUCUCCUUUCCCUGGAGCUGGAGCAUCCACCUCUACCUUCCCUGGAGCUGGAGCAUCCACCUUUCCCUCCCCCGGAGCUGGAGCAGCCACCUCUCCCUCCCCUGGAGCUGGAGCAGCCACCUCUCCUUUCCCUGGAGCUGGAGCAUCCACCUCUACCUUCCCUGGAGCUGGAGCAGCCACCUCUCCCUCCCCUGGAGCUGGAGCAGCCACCUCUCCCUUCCCUGGAGCUGGAGCAUCCACCUUUCCCUCCCCCGGAGCUGGAGCAGCCACCUCUCCCUCCCCUGGAGCUGGAGCAGCCACCUCUCCCUUCCCUGGAGCUGGAGCAUCCACCUUUCCCUCCCCCGGAGCUGGAGCAGCCACCUCUCCUUCCCUGGAGCUGGAGCAUCCACCUCUCCCUUCCCUGGAGCUGGAGCAUCCACCUUUCUCUCCCCGGAGCUGGAGCAUCCAGCUCUUCCUCCCCCGGAGAUGGAGGGUCCACCUCUCCUGGAUCUGGAGCUUCAUCCUUGGACUCUCCAAAUCAAGUAGGACCCUCAGACAUGGGAAAUGUCCAAAAGCAUCCGCUUAUCACGCACUCAAAAGAUCCCCAAUUAUAUGCCAAUGUUUUGGUGGAUGGGAAGAAACUCUACCUAGCCGAACAGAAGAAAAGGCCAAAUCUAUCAAGAGCAUAA